Notothenia coriiceps (black rockcod) is the source of this 973-nucleotide messenger RNA. RefSeq names its product cytoskeleton-associated protein 5-like. Gene Ontology annotation, biological process: spindle organization; establishment or maintenance of microtubule cytoskeleton polarity; microtubule polymerization. Gene Ontology annotation, molecular function: microtubule plus end polymerase activity; microtubule plus-end binding. The record is from RefSeq and is a predicted model, not a curated record. The transcript is spliced from 6 exons. NCBI's taxonomy places the organism in Eukaryota, Metazoa, Chordata, Actinopteri, Perciformes, Nototheniidae. The annotation marks the transcript as partial.
UGUGCAGGUGAUGCAGAUGAAGCUGCACAUCGUGGCUCUCAUAGCUCAGAGAGGACAGUUUUCAAAGACCUCAGCCUCUGUGGUUUUGGACGGCUUGGUGGACAAGGUUGGAGAUGUCAAAUGUGGUGGAAACGCCAAAGAGGGACUGACUGCUAUUGGGGUGGCAUGCUCACUGCCUUGGACUGCAGAACAGGUUGUGUCUAUGGCAUUUGCACAAAAGAAUCCUAAAAACCAAGCGGAGACUCUCAACUGGCUGGCUAAUGCCAUGAAGGAGUUUGGCUUUGCUGGUAUCAAUGUGAAGGGCUUCAUCAACAACGUGAAGACGGCUCUGGGAGCGACUAACCCUGCAGUGCGGACGGCUGCCAUCACCCUGCUGGGAGUCAUGUACCUGUACAUGGGUGCUCCUCUUCGCAUGUUCUUUGAAGAUGAGAAGCCUGCUCUCCUGUCACAGAUAGACGUCCAGUUUGAAAAGAUGCAGGGCCAGUCUCCACCAGCUCCCAUCAGAUUCACCAAGAAGUCAGCGGAAGACGAGGAGGGUGAUGAAGCAGAGGAGCAGGAAGAAGAUGUUGGAGGAGGAGGAGGAGGAGGAAUGGACAUCAUGGACCUGCUGCCCAGAACAGAUAUCUGUGAGAAAAUCACAUCUGAUCUGGUGUCUAAAAUUGGUGAUAAGAACUGGAAGAUCAGGAAGGAGGGUCUGGAUGAGACUGCAGCCAUCAUCUCAGAGGCCAAGUUCAUCACCACAAACAUCGGAGACCUGCCACUUGCCUUGAAAGCACGACUCAGUGAUUCCAACAAAAUCCUGGUGCAGCAGACCCUGACUAUCCUCCAGCAGCUGGCUGCAGCCAUGGGACCGGGACUCAAGCAGCAUGUCAAAACACUGGGAAUGCCUAUUAUCACUGUACUUGGGGACAGCAAGGUAUUGUGCACAUUCACUCAAAUCAGAUGGACACUCACCACCCACAGUAACACACCU